AUGUCCUCUCGCGACCCCACAAAACUCUCACCGAACCCCCCCUACAAGCUCUCCACCACAGGCAGUUCUGCAGCCGGUCACCGCUCCUCCGCCAACCCCACAACCCCUCAAUCCCGUUUUUCAGCUUCCAGUUUCUCCUCUCCAGGCGGCAGCUCUCUCCAUCAAGUCGACGAACCUCUAAUCUUCGAACUCGGUACCCGGUUUUUCCGCGCAGGGUUUAGUAAUGAAUCUGCUCCACGGUGUAAAAUCGGCAUCACGCCCGAAAUGUACGGAAGGGUCGGGUUAAAGGGUCGUGGUGGAACUCGAAUGAAUAGACGUACUGGGGAGGCUGCUGGACCUAGGAUACGGAAUACGGGGAGUGAAGAGUGGGAGCUUUGGACGACUGAUUUGAGGCUUAAGGACCUAGGUGUCGUUGAGGAUUUGAUGGAGAGGGUAUUACGUGAGGCUUAUAAUAAACAUCUACUAAUUGAAUCGAAAUCUAAACGCCUUAUAAUAAUCCUACCCCCCAUAUUCCCAAUCGCCAUUCAAAACACCCUCUCGCACCUCCUAUUUCUUCACUUCCAACCACCAGCGAUAACAUAUCUGUCAUCUCCCGUCCUCAGCUGUCUCGCCGCGGGCCUGCGAUCAGCGUUAGUCGUCGACGUCGGUUGGCAAGAAACUACAAUAACCCCGGUUUAUGAGCUUAGGCCUUUAACAUCCUUUAUCAAAUUCUCCAGCCGGGGGUCUAAGAGCCUAGUUGAAGUAUUUGGACAGUUGUUAUGGAAUACUAUAAAGCCCGAGGGUGACGAAGAGAGCUGGUGGAGGAUAUUUAAUUGGGCUGAGGUUGAGGAUUUAAUGUCAAGGUUUGGAUGGUGUAAGGAUACGAGUGAUGCGAGGGAGGAUGCUAGGCAGCGUGCGAGAGCUGCAUUUGGGCUACCGGUCGGUGCUGAUGAGAGGGAAGAAGAGGAACAUAAGGGAGAAGAAGAAGAAGAGGAGGAGGAGGAGGAAGGAAAAGAUGGAGAAGGCGACCUGGGAGCAGAGAAGAUUAAAAAGAAGAUUAAAAAGAAGAUUUCACCGGCGGAUAUCAGGGCCCAGAAACGAAGGGAAACGAUAUAUGACGCUAAAGUUGACGUCGAGUUUAAAACUCCGUUAUUAGGGGAACGAACCACAAAGAUGAAGUUACCAUUCGAAGCCUUGAGUGUGGCGGCGGAAUAUGCAUUCUUCCUACCAAGCUGGACGAAAGUACAGAGUUUUGGGAGUAAAGAAGGAGAGGGCAGACAAAGUUAUAUACCUAUCCCAAAAGUGGAUGAAUUAAUGGAAGGGUGUCAAGGAAGAGCAGAGUACGAAGAUGAGUCAGAGUAUACACUGCCAUACCUUGUGUUUUUGGCAUUAUUGCAUUGUCCAGUUGAUGUUAGGGCGACCUGUAUUCCACGGAUUGUGAUUACAGGAGGAGCUGCGGGUAUGCCUGGAUUGAAAUCAAGGAUUCUGGGAGAUUUAAGAGAACUAGUGGAAGAAAGAGGAGGAUGGGAGCUAGUCAAGACAAGGAAUAAGAAGGGCGAUGAACGACGAAAGGAGCUUACUGAGAGGAGAGAAAAGGGAGAGGAACAGAAGGAGAAGGAGAGGAGGGAAAGGGAAAUGCUACAAAGUGAGAGGGAUAGUUUAAGGAUCAAGUAUGCGAAAUUUGGAGGGGUGGCACCGGGGACGAUUAGAGGGGUGGAGACGAUGGGGGCUUGGAUUGGAGGCAGUAUACUCAGCGGGGCGAGGAUUAAGGGAACCGUGGAGGUGGAGAGGGAGAAGUUUAUGAGUACGCAUCGGGCGUAG
Messenger RNA from Orbilia oligospora ATCC 24927, 1800 nucleotides. RefSeq lists its product as uncharacterized. NCBI's taxonomy places the organism in Eukaryota, Fungi, Ascomycota, Orbiliomycetes, Orbiliales, Orbiliaceae. The record is from RefSeq and is a predicted model, not a curated record. Gene Ontology annotation, biological process: microtubule-based movement. The coding region runs from base 1 to 1800 and encodes 599 amino acids. The transcript has 2 exons.